Ipomoea triloba (trilobed morning glory) is the source of this 1280-nucleotide messenger RNA. RefSeq names its product CBS domain-containing protein CBSX1, chloroplastic-like. The record is from RefSeq and is a predicted model, not a curated record. Lineage: Eukaryota; Viridiplantae; Streptophyta; Magnoliopsida; Solanales; Convolvulaceae. Bases 104 to 808 code for a protein of 234 amino acids. The transcript has 8 exons.
UGGCAUAAAAAUAUCACGCUUUUCUCACUCCCACAGUCUGCCUUAGCUGCCAGAUUUCAUUAGACUUCUUCUCAUGCUAAGGCAGCAACAGUAAAUUCCAAAAAUGACCUCAAUCUCACCGCCGAGCCUCUCCUCCUCAUCUCUCCUUCGCUCCUCCGCCGCCGCCGUCCACCUCCGGCUGCCUUACCAGCUGGCAUCUCCACACAGGCCUAAUUCCGCUAACUGUCACCGCAUCUCGUGCUCGCGCAACCCCGUUACUGUCGCUGCCGGCGCCAGCGGCGCAUUGAUGGCCAAUUCUGUACAGCCAAGGAACGGAGAUUAUACAGUCGGCGAGUUUAUGACGGGAAAGGAAGAAUUACACGUAGUCAAGCCAUCAACAUCUGUAGAUGAAGCCUUGGAUGCUCUUGUAGAAAACAGAAUAACUGGUUUUCCUGUGGUUGAUGAUGAUUGGAAGCUGGUUGGUGUUGUAUCUGAUUAUGACUUGUUGGCACUGGAUUCUAUAUCAGGUACUGGAAGAGCUGAUGUGGACAUAUUUCCUGAAGUUGAUAACAAUUGGAAAACAUUCAAUGAAGUACAAAUGUUGCUUAACAAAACCAAUGGGAAGGUAAUUGGGGAUGUGAUGACACCUGCUCCAUUAGCAGUGCGUGAAUCCACCAAUCUCGAGGAUGCAGCAAGAUUGCUACUGAAAACAAAAUAUCGCCGACUUCCUGUUGUUGAUUCCAAGGGUAGGCUGGUAGGAAUUAUUACCCGAGGAAACGUUGUACGAGCUGCCCUUCAAAUAAAACGAUCUAUUGAAAUGCAGAGCUAAUAUCAUGAAAGCGAAUUCAUCACUAAAAGCCUGUAAGUACGGUGAUAUUUGCACAGCACAAAGCACACCAUAGUGAGAUCCCAACAUUUAUGAAGUUUAAAUAGCUGUAAUAUGGGGAUUAGCUGAUGAAACGUUGGGACCUAAGCUAGCUGAAAUUAUCUUUGGACAGUAUAUAUAUAUAUAUAUCAGCGACCUACAGGCUACAGCAAAUGCACAUAGCUUUGUUGAGUGUUGACAAUGAAGCUUUUACAUUCCAUCCGGCCAUCUAUUGUGGGACUGCGUUUGUAUUGUGGAACCUAUUUAUAUGGGGACAUUUUCAUUUAGGUCUCAGUUGUUUUUCCUAAUGUUCACCUCUUCUCUAGUCUAGUCUCUUAACUGGUGAAUUGUUCAACCAGAAAUUACCUGAUUUAUCCAAUUUGCUGUCGAGGUUGAUUAACCAUGAUAAUGUGCAAAAUACAUCAGUUUCACGUAA